Molecule: messenger RNA, 204 nt
Organism: Miscanthus lutarioriparius
Lineage: Eukaryota; Viridiplantae; Streptophyta; Magnoliopsida; Poales; Poaceae
Source: the annotation of a GenBank genome assembly
AUGCCUAGCCACGACCACCAUUGCUGCUUCUUCCUCCCGGUCUGCUGCCCAAGCUUCUCUGCGGCCGGCGAUCCUCCGUCCCCGGCUGCUGCAGCCUCCACUGGGCGCCUCUCCUGGAUAGCCAGGAAGAAGAAGAGGAAGCGGCUGAAGCCCCGUCGUCGUGCCAGCAUCAGCUGCGAGCGCUUCCGUGCUGCUGUUCUGUGA